AUGUUGAAGAGUGGUGAACCGUCGACGUCCAAGUCUGCCGUGGUCUUGCGGCGGCGAAAGGAGACCUUCAUAGAGCGGUCUACGGCAGAGGACCGAGCUAAGUUGCGCAAAAAGAAGGUUCUCAAGCCGGAGUUGCCCAAGACGGCGAACGCGGUGGCAAUGGACGCGCUACAGAGGAUAAGGUCCAAACGACGGUUCAGUCAAGCUGCCAAACACAAGCGGUUGCCGAAACCUCUCAAGGGUAGCGGAUGUGUUAUGGUCAUCCGAAGCUCAGAUAAGUUGUUGCCAUGUAAAGCUGUACGCAAGGAACUAAAUCGCUUACGGAUAUCAAAACCGUUCAAGGCCACCGUGCUACCAAACACUCGCGAUAACAUCAAUAUGCUGAAGCAACUUGGCACUUUCGUCAUCUACGGCGCCAUCUCUGUGGAGACUCUUCGAAAAUUACUGAGCACACGCGCCUCCCUCAAAAUCAAUAAGGUGAAAGAAUCCAAGACUGAAGACGGCGAACCAACCACCGGUCAGGACAACAACGCUAGCGAUGAUACGGCCAUAGUACCACUAUCAACCAAUAUACUUGUGGAAGAGAACUUUGAGGAACAGGGCUUCCUCUGUAUUGAAGAUCUUGUCACGGAGUACGUUAACAACGGACCCCAUGCUCUGGACGUAACCAAUCGACUCGAACCGUUCCAGCUGGAUAGACUUGCCAAACCGGACCAUAAACUUAUCACUCUGACAUACGGCGAAUGCGUCGACCUGGAUCAGAGAGUGACCAACAUUCUUUAG
Messenger RNA from Gregarina niphandrodes, 783 nucleotides. Its product is annotated as putative ribosomal protein L7. Bases 1 to 783 code for a protein of 260 amino acids. Gene Ontology annotation, biological process: maturation of LSU-rRNA from tricistronic rRNA transcript (SSU-rRNA, 5.8S rRNA, LSU-rRNA). The transcript has a single exon. NCBI's taxonomy places the organism in Eukaryota, Apicomplexa, Conoidasida, Eugregarinorida, Gregarinidae. Gene Ontology annotation, molecular function: structural constituent of ribosome; RNA binding. The record is from RefSeq and is a predicted model, not a curated record. Gene Ontology annotation, cellular component: cytosolic large ribosomal subunit.